Talaromyces proteolyticus is the source of this 1158-nucleotide messenger RNA. Its product is annotated as ATP-NAD kinase-like domain-containing protein. Gene Ontology annotation, biological process: sphingosine biosynthetic process. Gene Ontology annotation, cellular component: intracellular membrane-bounded organelle; membrane; cytoplasm. The record is from RefSeq and is a predicted model, not a curated record. NCBI's taxonomy places the organism in Eukaryota, Fungi, Ascomycota, Eurotiomycetes, Eurotiales, Trichocomaceae. The coding region runs from base 1 to 1158 and encodes 385 amino acids. The transcript has 6 exons.
AUGCACCACCGAAAAGUUAUUCCACUAUACAAUUUGCUAUGGGCAGAGGUUUCUGGAAAGGAACUAGUUCUAUAUCAUGCAAAUCAGACCUCCAAAAAGUCACUUAUAUGCAAACAAUGGGGCCUGAAGGCGUCAGCAUUUGGGACCGAACAUGAGAGUGAUACUUCCGAAUACUUUGUUACUACAUGGCUGUCUCGAGCCUGUGGCAAGGCCCUACAGAAGAAGCGGGCCUAUGUACUCAUCAAUCCAAACUCAGGCUCUGGUGGUGCCCUAAAAACGGCACGGAUGAAGCUAGAAAUUAGCGACAUUAACGAAUUCGACACAAUCACGGCGUGCUCGGGCGAUGGGACGCCACACGAGAUCUUCAAUGGCCUAGCAAAGAGACCAGAUGCUGGGAUAGUUCUACAAAAAGCCUCCAUGAGCCAUAUUCCUUGCGGCUCUGCUAAUGCUCUGUCUUACAACCUCUACGAGAUCAUGUCUUUCCUGACUCAGGCUUUGGGGAUUUUGGCUGAAGGUGAUCUUGCAACCGAGCACUUGCGAUGGAUGGGCAAUAAUCGCUUCACUAUUGGCGUGGCGCAGCGUGUCUUUCGUCGUAAAUGCUACCCAUGUGGCCUUGCUGUCCAGAUUGAAAUGAAUGACAAGUCUCGGCCUACAGUGCUGAAAAUAGCAUUGGCGACAGCGACCACGGACUUCCAAUGCUGGAAAUAUGGAACGAUAAAAGGCCCAAUACCCGAUUCAUGGACCGCUAUCUCCGAUGAUAAGGUAGGAAACGUUUAUUGUGGUAAUUUAUGUACAAUACUUUUCGGUUCGCAUUGUCCAUGCCAUAACUAUGUGGGACCGGAUGUCAGAUAUUUCCUCGCCGCAAUUGAUUCAUAUGGUAAUAUGGAUAUAGUUACUAUGAACGGCGACAUGUCUAUAUUUAAAACUAUCAAAGCGCUGCUGUCUAUUGGCUCGCCGAGAUUUUUCAACAGUCCUCAUGUCAAGUACAAGAAGAUCUCGGCUUAUCGAAUCACACCUAGGGACCAGGAGGAUGGUUAUAUUAGCAUUGAUGGCAAACAAGUGCCUUUUGAGCUGUUUCAAGCCGAAAUACAUCGUAGGUUAGGGCGAGUUCUGUCAAAGCCUGCAAGGCUUAAUACUGUUAGGAUGGGAAUGUUAUAA